Molecule: messenger RNA, 2006 nt
Organism: Camellia sinensis
Lineage: Eukaryota; Viridiplantae; Streptophyta; Magnoliopsida; Ericales; Theaceae
Molecular function (GO): protein binding
Source: RefSeq, a predicted model, not a curated record
GCCACCACCAUUAAUAUUUCAAACCUCUUUGUAUCACUCAUUUGAGUCACUCACCUCACUAUUGCAAGAUUUUCUUGGUCCCAAUCUCCCUCACUUAUACGUUAGAAAGUAUAAACCUCUUUUGAUCACUUCUUAUUGCUUUCACCAUGAAAAUUUCUUAAAACCAAAUCACUCACUUCACAUACAUAGAUAUAUAUAUAUGAACACUUACCCAUCAAGCUUUGUGCCUUCAUCAAUGGUUUCUCCACAAGAUUCUCACUCCAAUCCCAGUCACUUACCCACAACACCGCCGUUUUACAGUCCAUCUUCAGUCUCUUGUACUAAGAUUCAGAGGUCUCUAGGCCGGUCCAUGCGAACCGUCCGGUCCAACCUCUACCAAACCAACCACAACACCUGCUCCUUCCCCGGCGCAGCUCCCCAGAAAUCGGCCUCGGCCUGUGUCUCCGAAAACCUCACCGACUCCGUCGUCGACUUGCGGCUCGGCGAGCUCGCGGGUCGGACUAACAAGUCGGUCAAUUCCUCUUCUUCCGACACCGACUUCUUCGACCUUUCUCAAGCCUUCAGUGACUUCUCGGUCUGUAGCAGCGACAUUUCCGGCGAGUUACAGAGGCUCGCGACUAUUCCGGCGCCGGAAAAUUCAUCGGAUCCGAAUCCCGAACCCGUUUCAGAGCCAUGCGCCGGUUUUCUCGACCGCGACAGUUUCUCGACGGAGAUUAUCGAGAGUAUAUCACCGGAGGAUCUCCAACCGACGGUGAAAAUCUGCAUCGACGGUCUCCGAUCCCCGUCGACCGCAGUGAAGAGAUCGGCGGCGGCGAAACUGAGACUCCUGGCGAAGAACCGGUCCGAUAACAGAGCGUUGAUCGGCGAGUCCGGUGCCGUACCAGCUUUAAUUCCUCUGCUCAGAUGUACAGAUCCGAUGACGCAAGAACACGCAGUGACGGCGUUGUUGAAUCUCUCACUUCUGGAAGAGAACAAGGCUCGAAUCACGAGCUACGGAGCAAUCAAAGCCCUAAUCUACGUAUUGAAGACAGGUACAGAGACAUCGAAGCAGAACGCGGCAUGUGCGUUGCUGAACUUGUCGUUGAUCGACGAGAACAAGAUUUCGAUCGGAGCUUGCGGAGCGAUUCCGCCAUUGAUAACGCUGUUGAUGAAUGGAUCGAAUAGGGGGAAGAAGGACGCGAUGACGACGCUGUACAAGCUGUGUACGGUGAAGGUGAACAAGGAGAGGGCGGUGAAGGCAGGGGCGGUGCAGGCGGUGGUGGGGCUGGUGGCGGCGGAGCAAAUGGCGGAGAAGGCGAUGGUGGUGAUGAGUAGCUUGGCGGCGGUGGCGGAAGGAAAGGAGGCGAUUGUGGAGGAAGGGGGGAUUGCGGCGUUGGUGGAGGUGAUCGAGGAUGGGUCGCCGAAAGGGAAGGAGUUCGCCGUGAUGACGCUGUUGCAGUUGUGUGGUGAGAGUGUCAGGAAUAGGGGUUUGCUUGUCAGGGAAGGUGGGAUUCCUCCAUUGGCAGCGCUUGCUCAAACUGGUACUGCAAAAGCCAAGCACAAGGCUGAAACACUACUAAGUUAUUUGAGAGAACAAAGGCAAGAAGCUUCUAUUUUGAGUCCUUAGUUAGAGAGGUAUUCACAUGAGAUUAGGUUUUAUAAUUAUACUACAGUGUUUUAUGAUCAUUGAUUGUAAUAUAGGAAUUGUUUUGAUUGUCUGUACGGAGUGGUUGAGAAAUUUGGAGGUUUAUGAUAAAAAGAGAGAGGUAGAAGAAAAAAAGAAAAAAAAAAAAUAAAAAAAAUGAGCCAGUGAUGAGGAGGAGCUGACCUUGUAAGUUGUAUGUAUGCUAUUGACUGGGUUUUUUUGAGUUUUUGGUUUCUUCCGUCUUAAAUUGUUAUUUUUGUUGGAAGGUUAAAACUUGCUGGCCUGGGAGUGUAUAGUGGGUUUUGGAUUGAUUGAAGAUUUGGGUUGAAAUGUAAUUAAAAUAUAACUAUAUUUUAUGUACUUGUCUUUUUCUCUUUUUAAA